Molecule: messenger RNA, 1770 nt
Organism: Equus caballus (horse)
Lineage: Eukaryota; Metazoa; Chordata; Mammalia; Perissodactyla; Equidae
Source: RefSeq, a predicted model, not a curated record
AUGGAGUGCGAGGCGCGGACCCAAUUACGCGCAGAGCCCCAGGCGCCCCGCCCCGCCGCGCGCCUCCUGGGUGCCUGCGAAAUCAAUGGCUGUUCCAAAGUGCCAGCGAUUAAGGAAACUGUGCAGGGCCGGGCACAGGCAUUUGUCACGGCGAUUCUGGGGGAUACGUCUGAUCAGGGGCUUUCAAAUAAAAGCAGAGAGCGCAGCCUCGCACCCCGCCCGCCUGCCCUGAUGCUGCACGCGGACAGGAAGAGCCCGGCUGGGGACGAAGGAGGCAAGGAGCCUCCAUCGAUCCUAGUGACUGGAGAGAACAGCGCAGCAAAAGGCAGCAGACCCGUGGCCUCUACUCCGGUGCCCGGAUCCCCCUGGUGUGUGGUCUGGACGGGCGACGACCGUGUUUUCUUCUUCAACCCCACGAUGCAGCUGUCUGUCUGGGAGAAGCCCGUGGACCUCAAGAACCGCGGGGACCUCAACAGGAUCAUCGAAGACCCGCCCCACAAGCGCAAGCUGGAGGCCUCACCAACCGAGCCCAGCGAUGGAUUGAGCUCUGAAGACAGCAGAGAAGACCCCAACGUGAAAACCAAGAGGAACCGGACGGAAGGCCGCGAGAGUCCUGGGCCAGAGGAGGCAGAGGAGGCGGAGAAAGAGGACAAAGUCGCCAAGACGCCGCCACCCCAGAUCCUCCUGCCCCUGGAGGAGCGGGUGACCCACUUCAGAGACAUGCUCCUGGAGAGAGGGGUGUCAGCAUUUUCUACCUGGGAGAAAGAACUACACAAAAUCGUGUUUGAUCCACGCUAUCUCCUGCUGAACUGUGAGGAACGUAAGCAGAUAUUUGAACAGUUUGUCAAGACAAGAAUAAAAGAAGAAUACAAGGAGAAGAAGAGUAAAUUGCUGCUAGCCAAAGAAGAAUUCAAGAAACUUCUAGAGGAAUCUAAAGUGUCACCCAGGACCACGUUUAAGGAGUUUGCCGAGAAGUACGGCCGGGACCAGAGGUUUCGACUUGUUCAAAAGAGGAAGGACCAGGAGCAUUUUUUCAACCAAUUCAUCCUUAUUCUGAAGAAACGGGACAAGGAAAACAGACUCAGGCUACGGAAAAUGAGAUGAGUCUGUACAGAAGGCAAUAAGACUGAGAGUUGCAGGGCGAAGGGGGGAUGCCCUAGGGAGACCCCCAGAGAUCACGGCGUCCCCCCCGGGGGGUGCUCUCCAGCUUCGCCUUGGGCUGAGUUCUCAGAGGAUUACUGUUUCAUAUUGAAGCUCUCUUUUGUACCACGUUCAGAGUUUGAUGCAUUUCUAACUGCCAUGAUACGUCGAUCCCUUGUUUUAAUUAUGCAAAUUCCUUGUAAUAUACACAAAUUAUAAAUCCACUUCAGGUUUGUAAGUCAGCAGAAACAGGCACCUUCUAGAACCAUCUCAAGGCCUUUUCGCAAGUUGAGCUGAUUAUCUGAAACUUUUCUGAAAACCUUUAUGAGUUUCUUGGAUUCUUCGGGAGCUCCGUGGUGGCGGGGAACUCCUUACUCCAGUGUCCCGAGGUCUCCGUCUGUUUCCUGAGUAGCAGCAAUAGGAUAGUCACCAUUACUCAUAGUGACAACUGUGCGCAUCUCGACACAUGGACCACACAUCACCCGCAGGUGGCGAAGGGCGAUCGCCUCAUUCCCCGGGGACAUCGGGCCUGGAGAAGGGGGCUGCACUGUCUGUUGGGGGUCCUACUCAAAAAGGAAUUAUUUUGUACAAAAUCAUCAUAUUAAUAUUUGAGUUAUUUUUAUUGUAUGC